This is a messenger RNA of Triticum urartu, 772 nucleotides long. RefSeq names its product DNA-directed RNA polymerase subunit 10-like protein. Gene Ontology annotation, molecular function: zinc ion binding; DNA binding. Gene Ontology annotation, cellular component: RNA polymerase III complex; RNA polymerase II, core complex; RNA polymerase I complex. Lineage: Eukaryota; Viridiplantae; Streptophyta; Magnoliopsida; Poales; Poaceae. The record is from RefSeq and is a predicted model, not a curated record. Gene Ontology annotation, biological process: transcription by RNA polymerase I; tRNA transcription by RNA polymerase III; transcription by RNA polymerase II.
UGGACAAGCACGAAAUAAUCCCGAUCCCCAUUAUCCUCUGUCCUCGGCCACUCGUCGUUCGUCAACCCUAGCCGCCAGCGACGAGGCCGUCCCGACGCCGCCAUCUCUCGUCGCCGGUGAGCUUCGUCCGGCGACCCCGACUACCGUCUGGUCCUCGAGCCGCCCUUCCCCGGCACCGCGAGUCCGUCCUUCUCCCCCGCCGCCCCAACCUGCCAGCAGCCGACCCCUGCCGCCGGCGACGCUGCUAUUCUCCCCCGCCGUCGCCACUCCAGAAGGUCAAGCGGCGGCGGCAAACGCGGAGGCGGAGGAUCCAAGAUGAUCAUCCCGGUCCGCUGCUUCACCUGCGGCAAGGUGAUCGGGAACAAGUGGGACCACUACCUCGAUCUUCUCCAGGCCGAUUACACUGAGGGGGAUGCUCUGGAUGCCUUGGGCUUGGUUCGCUACUGCUGCCGCCGUAUGCUCAUGACCCAUGUUGAUCUCAUCGAGAAGUUGCUCAACUACAACACCCUGGAGAAGACGGAGACAAAUUGAACCCAUUCUGCCUCGAAACCCUUGUUCCUUUGUCUUUUCAAGAUGGAUGAUAUGCUGUUUCUUAUGUCAGUGCUUAGGAGGUGCAAAGUGUGAGGUCCUGAAAUGAAGUUGGUUUGUUCAUGAAUCUCCAAGGACUGUUAGUGUGACCAUCCGUUUCUAGUAUGUAAUCUUCAGGGCUAUAUUAACCAACAAGUCUAUGCAUUAUCCAGUUUAAAACUUAUUAAGCUCCAAGCCUUGAACA